AUGGUCGAUUUGUCAUCUGAGUCCAAAGAGGUCAUUCGCCGCCUCAUCCGGUGGAGGGCGAAUGUUAACUGCACCAACAUCCACGACGAGACUCCGUUGCUUUUGGCAGUUCGGCGCGGACAUUCCGACAUCGUAGUUCUGCUACUUCGAGCCAGAGCAGAUCCUAACAUUACAGACCUCGAAGGAUCGACACCUCUCAUGGCGUCUGCCGCGAUUGGCAGAGUAGAUAUCGCGAGAAAUCUCCUGGAAUCCGGUGCAAUGGUUACAGUUGAGGACCGCCACUGUCGCUCCGCCCUAACGAUUGCCUCCGAUAACGAAGAUCUAGCCAUGAUGGAACUUUUACUAGACCAUGGUCCUAGCGUUGAUACGAAAUUCAUGUCAGGUCGAACGCUCCUACACUGGGCAGCCAUAAACUCCGACUGCGUAAUAGCAGGGGCUCUGUGCGCUAGAAAGGCUGACAUUGACGCCGUUGAGGAUCACACGCAGUAUACUCCAUUGUUCUAUGCGGUCAGGGAGGGCACCAUUGACAUAGUUCGAGUGUUGCUGGCGCAUGGCGCCAGCCUCGAGGCCAGAGAUCGAGAUGGCAGGACUGUACUGUUUCACGCAGUGGAUCGAGGGCAUCAGACAAUCACGGAGUUGCUAUUGGAGCACGGCGCUGAUGUGAUGGCAGUGGAUGGAGAUCAGCAGACAGCCCUUUAUCGAGCUACCAAGCACGGAGAUAAAGCACUGGCUAACUCGCUGGUAUCACGCGGCGCUGCGUUAGAUCGCCUGUAA
This is a messenger RNA of Microdochium trichocladiopsis, 774 nucleotides long. Its product is annotated as ankyrin repeat-containing domain protein. Bases 1 to 774 code for a protein of 257 amino acids. The transcript has a single exon. The record is from RefSeq and is a predicted model, not a curated record. Lineage: Eukaryota; Fungi; Ascomycota; Sordariomycetes; Xylariales; Microdochiaceae. Gene Ontology annotation, molecular function: protein binding.